AUGGAAGAGCAGGCCCAGCGCUCGGGAUCCGAUGCCAGACGACGAAAAGUCCGAAAGGGAACGCACAGUUGUUGGGAGUGUCGACGACGAAAGAUACGAUGCCAGUUUGGAAAGCAAGACGACACCGUGUGCUUGCCCUGCCAGGCACGCGGCAGCGUCUGUCGAAGUCAAGAAUUCGUCGAUGCUCAACCGCCACAGCUUCCUGACCGCCGCCUUGCCCAGCGCCUAGCCCGUCUCGAGGACCUUGUCGCCAAAGUCGUUGACCGCGUGAUGCCUGAGACUGGAUCGGGAACCAGUUCAGCUCAAGACCAUUCACAGGCCAGUUCACCGACACCGUCUGAUGAAACGUUGAUGAGCGAUGUGGAUGGUCAAGAGACAUCUCAUCUGGGCCUGGAAGUGAUGGAGUCGCCUGUUGGUCAUGAGGCCUCAAUGGCUAUGCUGCUGGGCAUCCAAGGCAGCGUCAACUCUCUACAGCAACCCACGGCGAGGCUUACAAUACCAUCACGUCGGUCAACAGAAAGUGUAUCGAGCAAAGGGCCAGCUCGCAAACGAUGCGAAAAGAUUUGUCGAGCCCUACAUUCCUUGUUUCCGUCCCAACAUGACGUUGACGUUCUCGUCAAAUCAACACCUGCACCCUACUUCAUCAUCGCACUGUUCCAUAGCUACCAGGACAUCAUGGAGGGCCUUUCCGAGACUCCUGAGAACAUCGCCACAAUCCCGCCCCCGAACGCUCAUCCCACCGUUUUAGCCAAAAGUUUGAUACAGCUGUGCAUUUGCAUCCAGCAGCAACCCCCAGGAAGCGUGAUGUCACAGGAAAGACAGAAACAUUUCAACCCCUACAGCUUGAUGAACGGCAUCGUCUCGAAAGUUUCGCAGCUGGUUACUUCCAACGAUGACCUUGUUGGGACAGCUGAAGGGCUCCAGUGUCUUAUUAUUCUCGGACACUGGCAUAGCAAUGCAGGAAACAUCCGCAAAGCCUGGCUCAUCUUUCGAAAGGCACUUUCUCUCGCUACCAUGGUGGGCUUGAGUCAUAAUGGUACGCCAGCCCUCAGGUUUGCGGAUCUGACAACCAACGAGGCCACACGCCCAUCACCGAUGGCUUUAUGGUACUGCAUCAACGCAGCUGAUCGAAGCUUGUCUCUAAUGCUUGGGCUUCCCGCGGGCAGUUCGGAUAACACGUUCGCGAGCGAAGAGGCAAUGCACAGGGAUAGCCCACGAGAACGUUUCACCAAGAUUCAUACCGUCAUUGCGAAGCGGAUACUCGACCACAACCUCUCGCUAGUGUCCGAUUUCAUCAACCAGAAGGCGGCAGUUUCAUACCAGCAGAUUGAUCACGAGCUCGAGCACGCGGCCAAGAUCAUGCCUUCUGACUGGUGGUUCGUUCCCACAUUGCCAUCAGAAUGGCAGGCAGACUGGGAACAGGCUAAAGCGGCCAUCUGCCAUCUCGUUCUCCAGAUCAACCACUUCAACCUUUCGCUCAUCCUCCACCUGCCCUACAUCAUACGCAGCAUAUCAACUGGAGCCCCUGUUGGCGAUGACCACAAGCCCUCCCUCGGCCUCGCCCGCCAAAUCCUGCAACGCUACAUGGCCUACCAAAGCAUCUCCCAAUCCCACCCGACCUGGACGUGUUAUCAAGUGUCCUACGCAGCCCUCAUGGCCUCCACAGCCCUCUGUCUAUUCACCCUGACCAACCAGACCAGCGAAGCGGACAUCAAGCUCGUCAGCCUCACUCUGUCAAAAAUGCAGCACCUUGCCCUACUCCAACCCCAUAACAGGCUAUCCCAGUCAUCUGUCACCCUCAUAUCCCAACUCCUCGACAUGAUCGACUCGGGAAUCAAGCAACCCCUCAACCUCAACCUCGAUCUCAACCUCCCCUUCUUCGGCCUCAUCAACAUCAACAACGCCCGCACAUCCCUUCCACCGACCAUGCCACCACCAUCACAGCAAGCAGCAAGAAGAAGUGUCAGCUCCUCUGCCCACUCACCACACAUGAUACCCGUGCCAGCUACCUCCCCCGGGCCGCCAGGCAGCAGCCUCUCCCCCCAUCCACACCCACCACGAGGAAGGCAAAGAAAUGUCACUGUCCCGAUUGGGUUUCACACAUCGCUGACAGAUCCUUCCCUUCAGGGCCAUGGGCACGCACAUCAGAGUCCCAUCUCUGGUCAUGGGGGAGGGGAUGGGUAUCACAAUUUGCAUCACGGGAUAGGGUUUGAUGCUCACCAACAUCAGCAGCAGCAGACGCAGCAGCAACACUCUGAUAAUGAUAGAAGUAGUAGUUUGGGAGAGAUUCCAAUAGGAUCAGGAGGGGAGAAUUGGGUAUUUACUGGGAUGGAGUCGGGUUAUUGGGGUUUAAUGAACCAGGGGUUGUGA
Molecule: messenger RNA, 2370 nt
Organism: Podospora bellae-mahoneyi
Lineage: Eukaryota; Fungi; Ascomycota; Sordariomycetes; Sordariales; Podosporaceae
Exons: 3
Coding region: 1-2370 (789 amino acids)
Biological process (GO): regulation of DNA-templated transcription
Molecular function (GO): zinc ion binding; DNA-binding transcription factor activity, RNA polymerase II-specific
Source: RefSeq, a predicted model, not a curated record